Physeter macrocephalus (sperm whale) is the source of this 2132-nucleotide messenger RNA. It is a transcript of the gene FLAD1, whose product is annotated as flavin adenine dinucleotide synthetase 1. Gene Ontology annotation, biological process: FAD biosynthetic process. The record is from RefSeq and is a predicted model, not a curated record. Gene Ontology annotation, molecular function: FMN adenylyltransferase activity. The transcript has 7 exons. NCBI's taxonomy places the organism in Eukaryota, Metazoa, Chordata, Mammalia, Artiodactyla, Physeteridae. The coding region runs from base 354 to 2054 and encodes 566 amino acids.
AGUCUGAACCGUGGCGGGAAGAGACAGGAUUCCGGGCUAGAAAGGGUGCGGAAGCCAGCAGAAGAAAGCAGCUGAGUUCUGGUCGGGGGUGAAGGGAGGGAACGCACUUAAAGGGGCCAAGGCCCAGGAUAAGGUAGACAUUUAAAGGGAGAGGUGCCCCAAAGAGAAGAGGCAUUUAAAGGUGCAGAUGCCCAAGAUAGAGCAGACCCUAGAGGAGCCGAGCUCAACGGACAGAAGACAUUUAAAGUGGUAGGUUCGGGAGAGAAGGACAUUUUUAAGGAGACUAGGACCGAGCAUAGAAAACAUUAAAAGAGGUAUGGGCUAGGGUUUGAGAACACGUUUCUUAAAGGGACAUGGAUAAUGGAGUCGAUUGUCAAGGGCGUGAUGAGGAAGACUGCACUCCUGCUCUCCCCCAUUGUCCUUUCUGGCUCCUCCAGGUUCCCUCGACCCCGGAACCCCAGUUCCCAGGCUAUGACCCCCAGUGCCUUGUAGACCUGGCGGGCCCCGCGUGCUUGCGCCCCCUAUUUGGGGGUCUGGGUGGCUACUGGAGGGCCUUGCAGAGGGGCAGAGAAGGCAGGACCAUGGCAUCUAGGGCCUCUGAACCUCCCCCAGGGCGCAGCGUGACGGCGGGCAUCAUCAUUGUUGGAGAUGAGAUCCUCAAGGGACACACUCAGGACACCAAUACCUACUUUCUGUGCCGGACACUGCGCUCCCUGGGGGUCCAGGUGUGCCGAGUCUCUGUCGUACCCGAUGAGGUAGCCACCAUCGCGGCUGAGGUCACGUCUUUCUCCAGCCGCUUCACCCACGUCCUUACGGCAGGGGGCAUUGGCCCCACCCAUGAUGAUGUGACCUUCGAGGCAGUAGCACAGGCCUUUGGGGAAGAACUCAAGCCACACCCUGAGCUGGAAGGGGCCAUCAAAGCCCUAGGUGGGGAGGGCUGGGAGAAGCUGUCGCGGGUGCCCUCCUCUGCCCGCCUACAUUAUGGCACAGAUCCUCUCACUGGCCGUCCGUUCAGAUUCCCACUAGUCUCCGUCCGAAACGUCUACCUCUUCCCGGGAAUUCCGGAGCUGCUGCGGCGGGUGCUGGAGGGGCUAAAGGGACUGUUCCAAAACACAGCUGUUCAGUUCCACUUGCGGGAGCUGUAUGUGGCAGCUAACGAGGCCUCUAUCGCCCCCAUCCUGGCUGAGGCCCAGGCCCACUUUGGGCGCAGGCUUGGCCUGGGUUCUUACCCUGACUGGGGCAGCAACUACUAUCAGGUGAAGCUGACACUGGACUCGGAGGAAGAAGGGCCCCUGGAGGAAUGCCUGGCCUACCUGACUGCCCGUCUGCCCCAGGGAUCGCUGGUACCCUACGUACCCAACGCCGUGGAGCAGGCCAGUGAGGCCGUGUACAAACUCACUGAGUCAGGGUCUUCUCUGAGAGAAAAGGUGGCAGGCGCCCUACAGACCAUUGAGACUGCCCUGGCUCAGUACAGCCUCACCCAGCUCUGCGUGGGAUUCAACGGGGGCAAGGACUGCACCGCCCUCCUGCACCUCUUCCAUGCCGCUGUGCAGAAGAAAUACCCUGAUGCUCAAGAGCCCCUCCAGAUCCUGUAUAUCCGCAGCAUCUCCCCUUUCCCUGAGCUGGAGCAGUUUCUACAGGACACCAUCAAGAGGUACAGUCUGCAGGUGCUGGAGGCUGAAGGUGACAUGAAGCAGGCCUUGAGCGAGCUGCGGGCACAGCAUCCCCAGCUGGAGGCCGUGCUGAUGGGCACCCGCCGCACUGACCCCUACUCCUGCAGCCUCUGCCCCUUCAGUCCCACUGACCCAGGGUGGCCUUCAUUCAUGCGCAUCAACCCGCUACUGGACUGGACCUACAGAGACAUCUGGGACUUUCUGCGUCAACUGUUUGUCCCAUACUGUAUCCUGUAUGACCAAGGCUAUACGUCACUGGGGAGCCGGGAGAACACGGUGCGGAACCCGGCCCUGAAGUGCCCGAACCCAGGAGGACAGCCCACCUACCGUCCAGCCUACCUGCUUGAGAAUGAAGACGAGGAGCGGAACUCCCGUACGUGACCUUCCACUCCUGCCCUGUCCAGGAGGAAGGGAAGGGGGCCAUCCUGGGGUCUUACCUGUCAAUAAACCACCUCUCCU